AAUGUGACAGCGGUAACAUUCUAGACAACUUGUUGUCUAGAAUGGAACAGUACGCGAACAAUUUGGAAACGUUGGUAGAAGAACGAACCGCCGAUUAUUUGGAAGAGAAAAGGAAAUGCGAAGAACUUCUCUAUCAACUGCUGCCAAAAACCGUGGCACAUCAGCUUAUUGGAGGACAGGCCGUUAUCGCCGAAACCUUUGAUCAAGUUACGAUUUAUUUCAGCGAUAUUGUGGGAUUCACUGCUCUCUCAGCGGAAAGUACUCCCCUCCAAGUUGUAGACCUUCUAAACGACCUCUACACUUGCUUCGAUUCCAUUAUUGAAAAUUUUGAUGUCUAUAAGGUGGAAACAAUUGGUGACGCAUACAUGGUAGUGUCGGGUUUGCCAGAAAGAAAUGGAACUAGACACGCGGUAGAAAUAGCUCGUAUGUCAUUAGCCCUUUUAGAACAAGUCCGAAAAUUUAAAAUUAGGCAUAGACCAAAUGAACCGUUAAAACUGAGAAUCGGUAUGCAUACUGGACCAUGCGUUGCUGGGGUAGUUGGUCUUAAAAUGCCUCGAUACUGUCUCUUUGGCGACACUGUAAAUACGGCAUCUAGAAUGGAAUCAAAUGGGCUGCCCCUGCGAAUACAUGUUAGCCCAGCAACCAAAGAAGUUCUCGACAUUUACGGCACGUUCAAUUUGGAAUGCAGAGGGGAAGUUGAGAUGAAAGGUAAAGGAAAAAUGAUAACUUAUUGGUUAAUGGGAGAAUGCAAAGGGGCAAAUAUAGACAGCGAUUACGUUCCAAAAAUGCCCCCAAAUCUUACUGGGUCCAGUCUCCCUAACGGAAAGAUCCAACUCAGUUCCGAAGGCAACGGGAAAAAAUUGAAUAGUAUAAACGUUCAUGACAACAUGGACGAUGACGCAGUGGUACCCCUGCUUUCUUUUACCACUUCAGAGUACCAUAACGUCUGAAUGAAGAAACACCAUGGAGUCUCUAUAUUCUUCCUAUUCAAAUCCUCUACGUUGUCGUCGAAAUUCUAGGCAGCAAAAUGUUACAAAACAUUUUGUUGCAGCCCGCUCAUUAUGACCAGUAUUUGUGGACCAUAUUCCCCAAUUAACUUCUUACACCCCAAUCUGAGUGUCUAUCAAUUCGACCUGUUCUUACAAGAAGGCCUCAAUGUAAUUCCACUGUCGAUGUGUAGCAGUACCAAUGCGAAGUUUUCGCAAAACGCUAACAUACCCUUAUCGGUGUUCCAAUACAGAGUGUUCUAACAUUUGAUGUAAUUAAAAUAAUAAAUAACGAACGAUAUAUAUAUAAAUGUAUUUAUAGAUGUUAUAUUUACGUAUAUAAUUUCCUGUGAAUGGGAUUAAAUUUUGCCUGAGAUAACUAGGAGACUGAUUAAAAAAGAAAGAAAUAAAUAAAUGGGUUAGUACUGCGAAUUUAACGGUCUAUUUUAACCCUCCUACUAACAGGAAUCUCUGUUUAUUGAACCAGAAGACUCCUUAGUGGCAUUUUAUCUGUCUACCAUAUAAUAUAAGACCUGCAUCUGAAUAGUACACAACUGAAACAUUUUCCGACAUGUAAUAUGUGUUACUUUAGUAACACUGGAAAUGUUGUUGCUGUUAAUAUACGUGUAUACGUAGUUAAACCAAACCUAACAUAGCCUAAAUGUUGAUUCAACAAAACCUAACCUAACCUUCUUAUUACUGAUUAUGUGAUCCACAAACAAAACGUACAUGUACAUUUAGGAAUGUUAUUUAAUUGUCAAUAAAUAUAGCUCAAUUU
Molecule: messenger RNA, 1764 nt
Organism: Agrilus planipennis (emerald ash borer)
Lineage: Eukaryota; Metazoa; Arthropoda; Insecta; Coleoptera; Buprestidae
Product: atrial natriuretic peptide receptor 2-like
Exons: 3
Coding region: 42-950 (302 amino acids)
Biological process (GO): cGMP biosynthetic process; intracellular signal transduction; receptor guanylyl cyclase signaling pathway
Molecular function (GO): peptide receptor activity; guanylate cyclase activity
Source: RefSeq, a predicted model, not a curated record